AUGGCUUCUCGCUGGUGGCUGUACGUGCAGGCCAUUUUUUGGCGCUUUCUGAUGCGUCUGGGCAUGUUCUUUCAUAAUAUUCCCCCUCCGCGUCCCCCGAGAGUGACUUUCUCCCGCUCGUUCCCGUCUGGAUCCUCCAGGGUCAACUUACAGUUUUACUGCCCAUCGGGCUACUACAGCGGUCGCAAGGACGGCCGCCGGCUUCCGGUUGUCGUAAACUUCCACGGAGGCGGCUUUACACUCGGAGGCCCGACUGACGAUUCGCGAUGGGCGCAAGCCGUGUUAUCCGAAGUUGGGGCCGUCGUGGUUAGUGUUGGUUAUCGCCGGGCCCCCGAACAUCCGUUCCCGGCCGCCGUUGAUGACGGCGUCCUGGCUCUUCAGUAUUUAUCCAAACACGCCGAGGAGUUAGGUCUUGACAUCUCUCGCGUUGCCAUCAGCGGCUUCUCCGCUGGUGGAAAUUUGACUGUCACGGUGCCCCUGCGGUACCGUGACCUUCUCCUGCAGGCCGAGCAUGAGCGCUGGUUAAGUCGGGCCGACUCGACUCAUCAACUCGUGGAUGCAACCGCCACCGAGCUCAAUAUUGUUGCGCUCUUUUGCUGGUAUCCCAUCCUCGACUUUGAUGAGCCCCGUGAGCACCGUCGUGCAAUGAGCAUCAAUCCCGACAAGACGCUCCCGGCUUUCUUCACCGAUCUGUUUGACGAAGCUUACCUACCAGAUCUCGAGGAGCGUCGGUCGCCAUAUGCGUCGCCUGUGCACGCCACCGAUGAGGCAUUGCGCGAUUCGUUACCGCACGAUAUAUUUUUCUAUAUCUGCGAGUGGGAUAUGCUGCUGAACGAGGGCCAACAGUUUGUCCGCCGGCUGUUAAAUAUCAACAAACAUGUGCGCGCAAUGAUGAUCGAAGGAGCACGGCACGCUUGGGACAAGUCACCUAAUCCGUUCCGGGACACCAGGGACGUGAAUAUCCUCUACCAAGACGCUUGCGCAGACAUGAAGACCAUCUUUGGGCAGUGA
Molecule: messenger RNA, 1011 nt
Organism: Aspergillus versicolor CBS 583.65
Lineage: Eukaryota; Fungi; Ascomycota; Eurotiomycetes; Eurotiales; Aspergillaceae
Product: alpha/beta hydrolase
Exons: 1
Coding region: 1-1011 (336 amino acids)
Molecular function (GO): hydrolase activity
Source: RefSeq, a predicted model, not a curated record